Strongylus vulgaris is the source of this 456-nucleotide messenger RNA. Lineage: Eukaryota; Metazoa; Nematoda; Chromadorea; Rhabditida; Strongylidae. The record is from the annotation of a GenBank genome assembly.
AUGAUUUCAGACCUCAGCAUGGGUGAAGAGGACGCUGAAGCUGCAAACGGGUUGAAGGCGAUGUCCUCUAUGGGCGCACCGGACGAACGAUCACGGACAUCUUCUUUGGUUAUCAACUACUUACAUUUAGAUGCUGAUAAAGUCUUGUCAGCUUACGGGAAAUAUGGACGAUAUCAGGCAAGCAUGGUCACAUAUCUGGUGUUGAACAGUGUUCACAUUCUAUUUGCAAUUAAUAUGAUGGUGAUGCCAUUCAUAACUGAAGACCCAAAAUUCGAGUGUCAAAUCACACCUCCGGAAGGUGUACAAUGGGAAUACAGGAUAGUAGACAAGUGUACAGUUAAAGAUGGAAAUAACUGGACUCUUACGUGCGAUAGUAUACCGGGUGCCAGGUACAACUAUUCCGACGUCAUUCAUGAAUCGUUGGCUUCUGAAUUCAAUUUGGUUUGCGACAACUAU